Bathycoccus prasinos is the source of this 2070-nucleotide messenger RNA. RefSeq lists its product with no specific name. Bases 1 to 2070 code for a protein of 689 amino acids. The transcript has a single exon. Lineage: Eukaryota; Viridiplantae; Chlorophyta; Mamiellophyceae; Mamiellales; Bathycoccaceae. The record is from RefSeq and is a predicted model, not a curated record.
AUGUCGGUCAAGAACAAAGCAAUCGCGGACCCGUCGUUCACCACCAGCAGCGAAGAGAAUAAUAAUAAUAAUAAUAAUAAUAAUAACAAAGAAGCAACAACAGUCAUCCCCACGCAAAAGCAUUCCCAGGGGGUUUUACAGAUGCGAUCGUCCCAAACAGGAAGAGGAGGAAAAAAAAGAGGGCAAAAAGUGCCAAAAAGUGAAACCUCAAAUCUAGAGCAACAGUUGGUGGAAAUGAGUGACGAAAAAGCGAAUCAGCGCGUUCGCGGAGGUAUACAAAGCUGGGAAUUCGCGACGGUACAGAUGAUCAUGAAAAUGGAAGGGCAGUGUCGAGUGACGUUUCAGUUCCCAUCGGAUUUUGAUCGAGAGGUUGGACAGACGUUUAAAGUGUUUGGGAGGUUUAAAGUUAUUUUGAGCGAGAAGUUUGUCGAAGAGGCCCCGACGGAAGUGACCGGGAACGUCAUCGUGCACGAUAAGAGUCCAGCGAUGGAACAGUUUCGAAAGUUGGAACCAGGGGACGAGGUGAAGAUUUCGUGCUUUCGAACGUCCGAUUUGAUGGAUGGUCCCGAGUGCGAUGACAUUUACAAUCACGUUUUGGAAGAGGAAGAGGAAGAAACGAACGAGGACAUGAAAGGCGCGCAAAGUCUUUUUUUCCAGGACAACGACGUAGACGACGACGACUUGUUAAAGAUCACGCUCGGGAGCGAAGGUAAAGCCAAUCACGACGAAAUUUUGGAAGCGCAUCGACGAAACUUGGAACACGCGGCGUUGGAAUCGCCUUCGGCGGUGACGACGGGUGAACAACAACAACAACAACAACGCUCGAGCGCGGGUAGCGAACAAGGGUACGUCUCCGAACAAUCGUUUUUCGGCGAUUCAACCAUUCCGGAUGCGACGCCGCAGUGUUUCGUGGAACACCCCGGGGUUAUCUCGUGUUCGAAAAGGUUAGUUAAAGAGAACGACGACGGUUCGUUUGAGUUAUGGAUUAAAACGAAGGCAUUUCAAGCGGUGGAUUCCGAUCCUUCCAUUUACGAAUCGGUUUCAAAGAGAGGCUUGAUUGCCAUCGGCGCGAAAGCGUUGGAGGAAGAAGCUAAGCAGUUCUCGGAUAAGUGCAGAAACGAAGCCGUGGACGAAACGACCAGAGAGGCGAGCGAGUUUGCCAGAGAAAGAGAAAACAUCCACGCGGGCAUUACCAACAUUUUGCAGCACGGCGAUAUCGUCAACUGCGUCUCGCUCGCGAAAUUGAAUUCUUUUGGACAUCCGACAUAUAAAUUGCGCUUGCGAUGCCGAGAUACCGGGAGAGAGAUUGAUUGCAUGUUUAAACCGAAAAUUGUCGGCGAUGGCGACGGGUGGCACCAAGUCUUGAUGGAACUCGUUGCGUAUAAACUCAAUCGCGUUUUAGGAAUGGAUUACGUCCCGCCGACGGCGUACAGAAUGAAUCGAAAAGGACCGGCGUGUUCGAAGAAAGAUACCCAAAUGGGGAGCAAUCCAAUCCAAUGCGAUUACAAAGAGUUUGACGAAGGGGCGUUUAUCUAUUGGGCGCAAGAAUCACAAACGUUGAAAGAGGUCCAUCCGGAACACUGGAAGACUUCGCAGAAGCAAGUCUUGUCGGACACGAGAGUCAUGGACGUGUUACUCGGAAACUCCGAUCGACACCACGGUCAUUUUCUCUUUGCCGAACACUGGGUAGAUGCGAAUCCAAUUCCAGAAGUGUUUAAAAACGAAAUCAGCGACGACAACGGCGAUCGACAACAUAAGAACAAUCACAACAACGCAGAAGACACGCGAUCGAAUCAUUAUCCAAUUUUGAUUGACCACGCGGCGGCGUUUAGAGACGGCGCCUGGGUCGACAUGACUCACGAAAACGCGUUCCAAACCGGACCAACGUUAUGCGUUUCCGCGAAGACGUACUUCCGGCUGCGAUUACUGGACGCUCGAGCGAUUGCGAAAGAGUUUGACGGUAUUUUGACCACGUCCGAAUGCCGCCGACUUUUAUCCAGACGCAACGACUUGUUGCGGUAUUUAGACAAUCUCGUGGCCGAGAAAGGUUACGAAAAUGUCAUUCUGUAA